UUUUGUUCAACGGAGUAUCACCAAGGCGAAGACAACCAUCGAGACAAACGCUGCGCAAUAUUUGACUCCCCCCACGCUCGACGAGUCAACUGUAAUGUCUAGCUUGAGUACAAAUAUGUCCAACAUGCUACACCAAGGCGGAGAUACCUCCACAGGGAACCAAACAACCUUGGGGACUAGUCAACCUCGACAAGAAAGGCUUUCGCAGGUCGCAGAACCUACUCCAGAACCUUCGCUCGCAAAACGGGAUCCCCAACUCCCUUGCUUCUCCGUACCAGUCGCUCGGAACCUUGAAUUUUUUGGACGGACUGAUGUGCUGGACAAGUUAGAAGAAGCCCUGUGCCCACCUGAAAACCAAUCAUCUGCAAAUCUGCCAGCCACUGUAGUUUCCGAACCUCGAGAUCUGAGGACUUUCGCCAUCUGUGGAUCUGGCGGCGUAGGCAAAACGCAGACUGCCACGCAGUUUGUACACAAGUACAAAGACGACUUCGAUGCGAUCUUUUGGCUGCAUGCAGAAGAGCCUGCGAUGCUUGAAGGCGAGUUUGCGCACAUUGCUGUUCAACUCAACCUAGUUCCGGAAGCAUCGCAAGAAGCCAAUAAUCUGGAAAUAGCAAGAGGACUAGUCAAAGGAUGGCUUGCGAAACCUUUGAAGUCGUACAAUAGUCAUGGCAGGACUUCUGUAGAAGAGGCGUCAUGGCUAAUCGUGUUCGACAACGUAGCUAAUACUGAAGCACUACUAGACUACUGGCCAGAAGCAGGCAGUUCUGGAUCUAUCCUUCUGACCAGUCGGGAUCCUUUGGCGAAAUCAAAUUGGUACAAAGUCGACGAAGGCAUCGACCUCCGGGAAUUCAACGAAGAUGAGGCAUCCGCAUUUCUCCUGAAGAAUACCUGGAGAGAAAACGACGACGGGUCAAAGCUCCUGGCUCACACUGUUGUCAAACUUCUAGGAUAUCACCCGCUUGCAAUAGUUCAAAUGGCGUCCGUCAUGGUCCGUGAACAGUUGACGUACAAAGACUUUAUCCAACGUUAUGAAGAGGAAGCUGAACAUGCAGAACUAUUUGAGCAGACAUAUGUCUCGAAGCAGAAGCAGCAGACAUCAGUUCAUACUAUCUCGUCCGUCUGGCUACUCGACACGUUGGAUUUUGGUGCAGGCCUACUUCAUACAAUGUCAUUCUUCGACCCCGACGGAAUCCAAGAUAAUUUGUUGACAUCUGCUAUCGGUCUAAACACCACAUACGAAUACCUGAGCACAAAGACAAAGUAUCAGAAGGCACGUGCAGAGUUACUGAACUCCUCUCUGAUCUCGAAAGAUGCGUCAGGAACAAAGCUGAUGGUCCAUCGUUUGACACAAGACGCCGUGUGGGCAAGCCUUGCCGACCUCAGAAAGGCCCCAUCGCAAGCGGUGGCAAGCUUCAACUCUGCCCUGGCUAUACUUCUUCAUGCCUGGCCGAGAGCGGGUUAUGCGGAGAGACAGAAAACAGCACGGUGGAACGAGUGCGAGGUACUCCUCGCCCAUAUCCUACGCUUGAGAAACAGGUUUUUGCGAGCUUCGCCGCUGAUACAAGGCUUACUACGUUCUAACAUACAGCUUGCUGACUUGCUGAACGAGUUUGGAUGGUAUUGUCAAGAACGAGCCAGAAACGAAGAAGCAACAGAGUGUUUUCAGUUGGCUCAGGCAAACUUGACAUCCAUUCUAGAGGUCGAUUCGUCCUCCAGCUUAACAUCUCCACGGCUGCCGAAAGAUGUCAUACUACAAACAAAGUUUCUGCUAGCAGAAACACACCGCAAUCUUGGUUGUUCUGCCGCAGAGCGAAUUCGACCAGUUGAUGCCAGAUUCCAUUUCAAAGAGUAUAACAAAUUGAUGCUGGAGGAGUAUCACGGAAAGGAACCAAACGACGAUUCACGUCUCGCGAUUUCCUACUUUGAAUUAGCGACGGCUCACAUCAUGUUAGAGGAAUGGUCUGAAGCGGAAGAAUGUAACAUUGUGGCGUUGAAGGUAGCUGAUGGUCUGACAGACUCUGUCAAGGCCAAGAUGACACGCUCGUUACCACAGGUCAAUCUGGCGUGUUUGUACCUCUUGACUGGUCGUGUGGAUGAGGCUGAACCAUUGCUGGUCAACACUUUGAGAGAGAGAGAAGAGAUAUAUGGUGUCAACCACACGGUUUCAAUGAUUACCGGACGCGUAUACCACGGACUAGGAUGGCUCAAACAAGCGCAAGGCAAACUGGAAGAGAGCCACGACUACCAAGUCAAAGCCCUAGAACACAUGAAGAAAACAGCUGGACCGUACCAUCACCGCACAGCAGACAUGUAUUUCAAAGUAGCCCAGCAUCUUGUGAGGCUUGAUCGGAAAGAAGAAGCACUCAAGCACCUUGAAUCGGCCACAAAUACGUAUAACAGCCAGGCUUGCUAUUGCGCUGAGCGUGGACGUGUCUUGUUCUGGCAAGCGAAGCUUCUCACGCAGAACAAUGAGCCUGAGAAAGCAAAGGAAUACUCCGAGAAAGCACUUCAGCUUUACAGAGAAGCAAGAUCGACAGACAGCAGACCUAUUGAUGAGCUCACCGAGCAGGACUUCGAUCGGCCAGUGAUCUUUUGGUCGAGAUGAGCUAAAACUAUUAUAGCACAUAAAAAUCUCUUCGCGUGACCUAAUGAUUUCAACUAAUGUAUGUAAGAAAAUGAUCUCCAGUUUAUAUAAAGACAC
Messenger RNA from Dothidotthia symphoricarpi CBS 119687, 2701 nucleotides. Its product is annotated as TPR-like protein. The coding region runs from base 95 to 2605 and encodes 836 amino acids. Gene Ontology annotation, molecular function: ADP binding; protein binding. The record is from RefSeq and is a predicted model, not a curated record. The transcript has 6 exons. NCBI's taxonomy places the organism in Eukaryota, Fungi, Ascomycota, Dothideomycetes, Pleosporales, Dothidotthiaceae.